Messenger RNA from Marchantia polymorpha subsp. ruderalis, 2250 nucleotides. The record is from the annotation of a GenBank genome assembly. NCBI's taxonomy places the organism in Eukaryota, Viridiplantae, Streptophyta, Marchantiopsida, Marchantiales, Marchantiaceae.
ACACGCAGACCAUACUUGGCAACUAUUUGCGAAAGGGCGAGUGAGCGUCAGACUCGCAGAAACUCAGAGCGCGUGAGAGCGUGAGAGAGAGAGAGAGAGAGUAUGUGAGACAGAGACGAGCAGACGUAGAAGGGUGAGAGAGCGAUAGAGAGCGAAGUCGGGAUCUCGGCUUUCAAUUCUGGAAAUUGGGCUCGAAUGCGGAGAGUUGCGGUGCACUUUGUGUGACUAUAGGCGAUAGCGAGCGAGAGGAUAUCUGGACCCUUUGAUUAGAAGAAGGAUCCCGGAGACAGCAUUCUGAGCGCAGACGGGCCACUCGAGCUCGAACCGAACGCACAAGCAAAGCUCUGGUUGGCUUGCAGGCCAUGUCUUUGAGUCGCGAGGCUUACGACCAGGAGUUGCUGUGCUGCACAUUCGAGACAAUGGCUGGAACCCGCGUGUAGCUACCAGGCCCCCACCUCUCGCCGGAAUUUGUUAUCUGCGAACAGUUGCACUACGUGUUCCCUAAGGUAGAAGAGGUCUCUGGGCAAUUUUCCUCUCGAGCCCGGAAGCACAAUGCUGCAGGGGUAAUGAGAAUUCCUACAUGUGAAACGGGUUUGGUUUCGUUCUCGACUUGGGUACUGUCUGCAGAUAGCGAGGACUACUUCACCUGACCGCUCUGUCAACUCAAGUCCAGACCAGCAGGAGCCUGUACGACUGUAUCAGAGCACAUUUGGCCGAUUAGCUCAACAGAUCAGAGGAGUCAAGUGGGCACCCAUUGCAGUCCAGCAAUCAUGUCUGUGUUGGUGGCUGCGCUAGCUCGCACCAAGAAUUUCGCCACUUCGGGUACCAAAUCCGAGUCGAAGUCGAGCAAAUCCGAGAAAUCAAGCAAAUCUCAGUCCUCCAAAGAAGUCGCUGCUGCAGUGCCCGAGCCUGAGGCUGCUGCCGCCGUCAUUGCGGAAGAGGAAAAGGAUAGCUACCCGGAGGAGCUCACUUACCCCACCGAGCUUGUCAGGCAGUUCAGCAAACACUCUGUGUGUGAUUCGGAGGAUGACGAAUCAGAGUCCGCUCAAGUAGUGGAUGAAUAUGCGCUGGGUUUGGGACCCAUUGUGCCACUAAAGGAGCAGUUGGAGCGAGACAAGGAGGACGAGAGCUUGAGGCGCUGGAAGGAGCAACUUCUGGGCCAAGUUAGUUUGGCGGGAGACGAAGCCGUGGAACCUGAAGUCAGAUUCCUGACGCUGGGAAUGACCUCGCCCGGGAGACCGGACAUCUCAAUCCCCCUCCCUCUCCAGAAGAAUUCCAGAGGAGUCACGUUCACUCUCAAGGAAGGUGCUUUGUACAGGCUGCAAUUCACUUUCAACGUUCUCCACAACAUUGUUUCGGGCCUGAGAUAUGUCCACACCGUCUGGAAGGGCGUAGUCCAAGUGGAUCACACCAAGAUUAUGCUUGGAACAUUCAGCCCGCAAAUCGAGCCUUACACCCAAAUAAUGGAGGAGGAGACUACCCCAGCGGGUGUGUUGGCCCGCGGUGCGUACACCGCAAAGACGAAGUUCGUAGACGACGACGAGAGGUGUUACUUGGAGAUCGAUUACUCGUUCGAAAUUCGCAAAGAUUGGAGCGGUCACCAAAGGAAGUGGAGUUUAGGAGCAUUUUAAGUGCGAAUGCAACGACAUUGGUUAUGGCUUACGACAUUUUUGUGCAAACGACGGCAACAGCUCUCCAUGGCUUUUGUCUUCAUCAUCCAGUUCGGCAAACUCGAGUUUGCUUAGCACCUUCAAAGCAAGAUGUGAUCCGCACAGGAUGUGUCAAGAACUGCUACUCCCAUUAGAACGUAUAGCGUCUCAGGAUGACGAACUUUCGACCUUCAUCAGUCUAUCAUAUGGUGUGCAUAUCAGCAAAGUAAGCUAUGAAUGGUGGAUGACAAGGUGGAGAGCUUGGUGAACUGCCCUUCGUCACGAUCACCACCAGAUUUAGGAGAAGUAUAAUUUGGAAAUUGAUAGUGCAAAAACAUAUUUCUCAUAGUCCAGAGCUAGUUGUGGGACAUGUAGAAAGUCGUCGGCAGCGGCUUGGUUAGUCUGGCUAUGUCUUGGAUGGGUUGCCUCCGUACAGGAAGCACCGAACUCUACAUCCUUCAAACCUGACUGACAACAGAUCGAUCGCCUUCCCUGCUAGCGAAUGGGGACUGGCAAAGAUGAAGAAGUGUAGAGGUUUAGAAGAUUAGUGAUGAUGACGUGUUUCGUAGAAGAAAAUAUUGUAAAAACGGAAGUUUCAUGC